Molecule: messenger RNA, 2122 nt
Organism: Spirometra erinaceieuropaei
Lineage: Eukaryota; Metazoa; Platyhelminthes; Cestoda; Diphyllobothriidea; Diphyllobothriidae
Source: the annotation of a GenBank genome assembly
AUGCCUGCUACUAACAUUGUUGAACCCCCAUUCUUCGAGAUGGUGGGCAUGUUCUUCGACGAAGCACUUCCUCACGUCGAAAAGAAGCUUAUUGAGCAGCUUCCAUAUAAAGGCAGUGCUGAGGAAAAGACCGCAUACGUAAAGGGCAUCCUGAGCACCAUCAAAGCCUGUGACAACGUCUACGAAUUCUCCUUCCCCAUCAGACUCGAUAACGGAACCUACGAAAUAUUCCAAGGUUGGAGAGCUCAGCACUCCCACCACCUCACUCCAUGUAAAGGUGGAAUCCGUUUUGCCCCCGACGUCGAUCGAGGUGAAGUCAUGGCUCUUGCAAGCUUAAUGACCGUCAAAUGCUCACUUGUCGAUGUUCCGUUUGGUGGUGGCAAGGCCGCUUUGAAAAUCAACACCCGCAACUACUCCCUUAGCGAACUCGAGAGAAUCACCCGACGAUUUGCACUCGAGCUGUGCAAGAAAAAUUUCAUCGGCCCAUCUAUCGAUGUGCCUGCCCCCGAUGUCGGUACUGGCGAACGCGAAAUGGCCUGGAUUGCUGAUACAUACGCCAAUACUACGGGUAAGCCAAUAUCAUCUUAUUUAAUCCCAUAUCCACACAAGGGUCCUUAAUACCAUUGUUUCUGAUUCGAAUUCAUGGCUGACUAAUCGCAACCACUGCAGGAGAUCAAAUAAAUUUAUUAUUUUAUUGCAGGCUAUGGUGAUCUGAAUGCUCUUGGAUGCGUCACUGGCAAGCCCAUUGCACAGGGUGGCGUUGAGGGUCGUACCCCAGCUACUGGCAAGGUACUAACUUAACACAUUAUUUACUGAUCACAUAUUCAGUUUCUAAUUUAUGCAGAUUGCCACAUUGCUCCCUUGGAAAAAUGCAACCAAUUGCAUGGUUCAUAUACUUUUGCUUUUUUAGGGUGUCUACUUCGGCAUCAAGAACUUCGUGGAUAGCGAGAAGAACUGCCGGGCUUGCGGCCUCUCCUCCACUGGCAUCCGUGGAAAGACGUGUAUUGUACAGGGCUUUGGCAAUGUUGGCAUGUACUCCUCACUCUUCCUCCACGAAGGUGGUGCCAAAAUAAUUGGUAUCAUUGAAAUCGACUGCGGACUUUACAAUAAGGAUGGCAUUGAUAUUCCUGCUCUCAUCCAAUUCCGAGAGGUAGGUUAAUUUUACGAUUACCCGUUGACGGCUAAUGAAGUAGUUGAGGAGAGAAAUACUCCUACAUCAAACUAUGCUAUAAUUCUGUUGCAUUUUGUAGAAAAAUGGAACUCUCAAGGGAUUCCCCGGAGCUAAAGAUUUUGACCGCGUUGAGCUGAUGUAUGAGCAAUGUGACAUCCUCUUGGUCGCUGCUAUGCAACGCGUGAUUACGGCCAAGAAUGUUGAUAAGAUCAAAGCAAAGGUCGUUGCUGAGGGUGCCAAUGGCCCAACCACGCCAUAUGCGCACAAGGAACUGCUCAAGAGGCAUGUUAUGGUCAUCCCUGAUCUGUUCUUGAACGCCGGUGGUGUGACGGUCUCCUAUUUCGAAUGGAUCAAGAAUCUUAAUCACAUCAGCUAUGGCCGAUUGACAUUCAAGUAUGAAAAGGAGUCGAAUAUGCUUUUGCUAGGUAGGCAAACCAAUCGUAUAUUCGGAGGAUGUCUUUGAAUAAUGUUGACUAUAUUUCAAGUGCGCUUAAAUGGAUUUUUUCCAUUACAGACAGCAUCAAGCAUACUCUGGAGAAGUCUUCUGGAAAGAGCACUACUGUUGAGCCUUCAAAGAAAUUCAGUGAAUUCAUGGAGGUAAAUUUGCGAUCCGCUUUCAUGGUGUUUGCGAUUUGUCUUACAUAACGGUCGUCAAAUCCAUCCUUAAUAUGCAUUGUGAUAAAUUUAGAACGCAUCCGAACUCGAUAUCGUCAACUCUGGCUUGGAGUUCACCAUGGAAAAGGCUGCAAAGGUAAUUCUGAUGAAUGUUUAAUUUAACCUCAGGUAUCUUAUCCUUGACACAUGUCAUUAUUUAAAAUUUUGAUUAUUCUGCAGGCGAUGAUGGAGGUUGCCGACCGAUACAAUCUUGGUCUGGACUUCCGUACGGCAGCGUACAUCUGUGCCAUUGAGAAGGUCUUCCACACUACUCGUCUAUCUGGCAAUAUCUUCUAA